UGGGGUUGAGUUGAAGCACUUCCAACAAAAAAAAUAUAGCGCACAGCAGCGUUGCUUUGCAAAAUGGUGAUGGGGAAGGCAGCUGCGGGGAUCGCAUUCUUUUGUCUGUUCGGGGUUUGCGACACGUUUCCCACUCCAGCUGAGCGGGAUGAGCUGAUGAGACUCGAGCAGUUCAAGAUCACAGGCGGUAACCUCGUGUCCAGCGUGAAAGAGCUUCAGGUGAAUGACAUACUCAAGAAAAUAAAAGGGGAAGAGAUCGACAGGGGAACGGCGAGCGGCAGGUUCCCCCCAUCCGUGCACUUUUUCAGUGCAAAAGAACUCAUAGACGAGAGCGCAGUCUUUAACGUGAUCAGGAAGAUGCCCAAAGGUGCUGCCUUACAUCUCCAUGAUUAUGCCUUGUUGAGCGUGGAAUGGCUGGUGAAGAAUGGCACUUACCUGCCUCAUUGUUAUGUCUGCUUCACGGCCGAGCAAGGGGUCCGCUUUCAUUUCUUCUCCAAAGGCCCAGGGGAAAGGUUGCCAGAAUGCUCCGAAUGGGUCUUGCUGGAAACAUACAGAAAGCAACUUCAUAACGUCACCGAAUUUGACAACAGUUUGCUUCAAAACUUUACACUGGUUACAGAAAACCCAGAGAAAGCCUACCCGACACAGGCUGUCAUUUGGAAGAAGUUUGAAGAGAUAUUUAUGGUUGCUGCUAGUCUCAUUUCGUAUGCUCCAGUCUUUAAAGCCUACUUUUAUCAGGCUUUGCAGGAAUUCUACGAUGAUAACGUGCAGUAUAUUGAGCUGCGGUCGUUACUAAUACCGGUAUAUGAGCUUGAUGGGACCUUGCAUGACAAGGAAUGGUCCAUUGUGUCAUACAGAGAGGUUGCCAGGCGGUUCAGACGUGAUAAUCCUGACUUCAUGGGAGCCAAAGUUAUCUUCAGUCCACAUCGGAAAUGGAAUGUUUCAAAAGUCAGAACAGAAAUGUACGCAGCUAUGGAACUGUAUGAGAAAUACCCAGAGACACUGGCUGGCUUUGACCUGGUUGGCCGAGAAGACGCAGGCCACCCACUCUGGUACUUCAAGGAUGUGCUGUUGAUCCCAGCAGAGAAGAAGGUUAAGAUGCCUUUUUUUUUCCACGCUGGUGAAACUGACUGGGAAGGUAUGAGUACAGAUGAGAACAUCCUGGAUGCCUUGAUCCUGAACACCAGUCGGAUCGGCCAUGGCUAUGGUAUAAUCAAACAUCCGAUUGCAAAGAACAUCUCCAGAGAACUAGAUGUGCCAUUGGAAAUCUGCCCCAUUUCCAACCAGGUGCUUUUGCUGCUGACUGACCUGCGGAAUCACCCGGCUGCAGUCCUGAUGGCAGAAAGUCACCCCUUGGUCAUCAGUUCGGAUGAUCCCGCCAUUUUUGGGGCUCGAGGUUUAUCGUACGACUUCUAUGAGGCUUUCAUGGGAAUCGGAGGAUCAAAGGCUGACCUCAUGACUCUGAAGCAGUUCGCCUUGAACUCCAUCAAAUACAGCGCUAUGUCUCCAGCCAUGAAAGAAGAAACCACUCGAAUCUGGCAGAAGAAGUGGGACAAGUUCUUGGAUGAAGUUCUACAUAUGUUGAAGAGGGAUGAGCUGUGAGGAUCCCCCAGGGCUUUCACACAUGGGAAACGCCAACUGCUUUCAUUUGGCCUGAACUUUUAUCUGCUUGAAUUAGAAGCUUUGCUCCCCAAUCUGGACUUUAACUUUAACAAGAUGCACAUCUGGAUCUGAGCUCCACUUUGCUGGAAGCAAACUGAUAUUACCUCCAGGAGUAAAAGGGUUAGGAGCAGGCGACUAGUUUCAUGCUCCUCACUCCUAAUGCUGACUGAGCUGAGCUCCACACUUCUCUCUUAUCUGGUGUUAUCGGGUCAGGCGUAUGACUUGAAAUUUUUUUAUGCACCAUAUGUAAAUAAAAGGAUAAAAUGCAGCAUGUGUAAGCACAAGCGUAUAAUGCAUCAUGUGAAGCACAACCAAAGGUUAGAAAGUAGCAGCAUAGUUGGACAAGGCCAUAAAGAGUGCAAAUCGAGUUCAGAGGAAUAGAUUACAAAAGUAAGGAAGUAAUGUUACAUUUAUAUGGUUAGUCCUCAUUUUGAGUACCUUACAGGAUAUUGUAACAAUGGAGAGGGUUCCGCAUGGAUUUAUGAGGGAUGAGUGGAUAGAGCAAACAAGAAAGAUUGGCCAGGUUACAGUUUUUUCUCUGGCAAUGAGACAAUUGAGAGGGGACCUGUUAGAGGUGCUUACGAUUAUGAAAAGGUUCAGUAAGGUGGACAUAAGUAGGUUGUUUCCUCUUGUUAGGGAGUCCAUAACAAAGAGAACAUAAAUGUAACAUUUUAUAAGAUUAUAGUCAACAGAUCUGAAAGGGAGUUUAGGCAGAACCUUUACACAAAGGCUGGUGAAAAUAUAGAACUCACUGUCAGAAACUGGCUGAAGCAGAAAGCGUUGAUGAAUUUAGGAGUAAACUCAAUACAUACAUGAAGGAGAAGGGAAAGAGUGGUAUAGGAGGCGGAAAGGGAAGUGGGACAAGGAGAUGUGAAUACUUGUGUGGAGUAUAAACACCAGUGUGCGUUAUUUGGGCUGAAUAGCCUGUUUCAAUGCUGUAAAAUCUAUGUAAUUGUUUUAUAUACCUAUGCGGUUUUAACUGAUUAUAAUUCCAGCAGUACAUGCUGGAGAUCCCAAACUUUGGCUGUUUCCAGCCCUGUGCGUAUUACUUUCUGGGUUUAGGUAAGCAGGAUGUGUUCCUCCAGGGAGAGAGUGUGCAUUCCUUUCCAAUACAUGCCAUUUCCAAAUCAAUAUAUAGGUGGGAUGGAUGGAAUUCUCAGUUUGGUUUGGAUACUCUUAAGCAUGGUGAGGGUUUCUGCAUGUGUCGGACACCUGGCUGGCUCAAAAAAAAACUACUGAGGGAAUUAAAUCCUUUUCAUUGGCUGUUAAUAUUUAAGGGACCCUGUAAUUCCUUGGUACACAUGGACUCUCACAUUGUGCAUAAUACACUUGUGUUUACACAUGCUCCACACGUGGUUUAUACGUGGCGCAGAAUACAUCUCAUUGUCUCAUUAAUGGCAAUUUAAACAGUCCCUUUGAAGUUAAAGAUACCCCUUUGUUCAGUGCUGUCAAUGGGAGAACUUUUGGAGAAGGAUUUGCUUUCAUGUCCGGCUCCUUUACCCUGGUUUGUACAACAUUUAUGUGAUGAAUUGACUCAGAAGUAAAUAAGUGAUGUGUCCUCACAGUACAGACUUUGACUUUGUGCAUAUAUAUGUGUGUGUAUCUAUAGACAGUUCAUAAAAGAGUUGUGCAGCACCUGUCCUCAACUAUCAGCUUUAUGAAUAGAAUAAAUGUGAAGAUAAUGAAA
Molecule: messenger RNA, 3349 nt
Organism: Callorhinchus milii (elephant shark)
Lineage: Eukaryota; Metazoa; Chordata; Chondrichthyes; Chimaeriformes; Callorhinchidae
Gene: ada2a
Product: adenosine deaminase 2a
Exons: 9
Coding region: 64-1602 (512 amino acids)
Biological process (GO): adenosine catabolic process; inosine biosynthetic process
Molecular function (GO): adenosine deaminase activity
Source: RefSeq, a predicted model, not a curated record